GGGAGAGAGACAUUUUAUGGAGUUACGUGCUGAACAAGUUGCAUCCAUUGGAAAGAAGAAGUCUCAAAGUAAGGAGACGCACUUUUCACACAGACGAACACGUCAGCUCUUCAGGACGGAUAUUUAACUGAAAAUAUAUUGAUUGGAUCAACAACUGGACCGCUGCUUGAAGGAAUCGCUUGCUGAAGCGUCAACCAAACUGAUGAAACGUCAUUACACAAAUUGAUGUUGUGUGGCACUAAAACCAACAGGACAGGCAGAAGUCAUGACCAACCUGUCCCAUCAUAAUAGCUCUAUCCACAGUGUGGAGUUCGGCUGGAUUAAUGACUUUAUGGAGGACAACAGAACAAACUCCACUGCCGGAGAGGGAAACUCUUUAGACUGUGUACAGAUCCUCAUCCCUCAGGAGCUCUUCCUGACGCUGGGGCUCAUCAGCCUGGUGGAGAACAUCCUCGUGGUUCUGGCCAUUGUCAAGAAUCGCAACCUGCACUCGCCCAUGUAUUACUUCAUCUGCUGCCUGGCCGUGUCCGAUAUGCUGGUCAGUGUCAGCAACGUGGUGGAGACGAUGUUCAUGCUUCUCCACGACCACGGGCUGCUGGACGUGCACCCAGGCAUGCUGCGCCACCUGGACAACGUAAUCGACGUGAUGAUCUGCAGCUCCGUGGUGUCCUCUCUCUCCUUUCUUUGCACCAUAGCUGCGGAUCGCUACAUCACUAUCUUUUACGCGCUGCGUUAUCACAGCAUCAUGACCACUCAGCGCGCCGUCGCCAUCAUAGUGGUGGUGUGGCUGGCCAGCAUCACCUCCAGCAUCCUCUUCAUCCUGUACCACACAGACAACGCUGUCAUCGUGUGCCUCGUCACCUUCUUCUGCACCACCCUGGUGUUUAACGCCGUGCUGUAUCUGCACAUGUUCUUCCUGGCGCACGGGCAUUCACGGCGCAUCAAGGCUUUCAAUAAAGGCAGGAGGCAGUACACGAGCAUGAAAGGAGCAAUUACCCUCACCAUACUGCUCGGGGUCUUUAUUUUAUGCUGGGGACCUUUCUUUCUCCACCUCAUCCUUAUGCUCGCCUGCCCCACAAGCCCCUUCUGCAACUGUUUCUUCCGAAACUUUAACCUUUUCCUCAUCCUCAUCAUCUGUAACUCGCUCAUUGACCCGCUCAUCUAUGCCUACAGGAGCCAGGAGCUGCGUAAAACCCUGAAGGAGCUGGUGCUGUGUUCUUGGUUCUUAGGCGUGUGACAUCAAGUAUAUUCAGGAAGAAAAUGAAUGUAGUCUACAGUGUGUCAGAUGAUGCCCAUGCUCCACACUGCGCAACCACAUUUCUGAUAAAGACUUUUGUACAUUUCUUCGUGGAUUUGAUGAUUACUUCCACGUAUUGGUUUUUAUUGUUGCAUUACACCACUCCAUAAACAGGUACCUGCAUUUAAUCCAGUAAAUCUCAACCUGUAUUUUCAUACAUAUUAAUUGCUCCUUCGGAUGAUCGAAAUAUAUGAUCUGUCUUAACUCUCAUUUUAAAAACUUUUGACAACUGUG
Messenger RNA from Monopterus albus (swamp eel), 1531 nucleotides. RefSeq names its product melanocortin 1 receptor (gene mc1r). Gene Ontology annotation, molecular function: melanocyte-stimulating hormone receptor activity. The record is from RefSeq and is a predicted model, not a curated record. Gene Ontology annotation, biological process: G protein-coupled receptor signaling pathway. Lineage: Eukaryota; Metazoa; Chordata; Actinopteri; Synbranchiformes; Synbranchidae. Gene Ontology annotation, cellular component: membrane. The transcript has a single exon. The coding region runs from base 266 to 1237 and encodes 323 amino acids.